Messenger RNA from Pezoporus flaviventris, 1569 nucleotides. RefSeq names its product carnosine dipeptidase 1 (gene CNDP1). The transcript is spliced from 11 exons. Bases 26 to 1507 code for a protein of 493 amino acids. Gene Ontology annotation, molecular function: metallodipeptidase activity. Gene Ontology annotation, cellular component: cytosol. Lineage: Eukaryota; Metazoa; Chordata; Aves; Psittaciformes; Psittacidae. The record is from RefSeq and is a predicted model, not a curated record. Gene Ontology annotation, biological process: proteolysis.
CUCUGGGCAACACUCUAAGGCAGUAAUGUCUUCACCAUCCACUCCAGCGUUGGAGACAGAGAUUUUCCAGUACAUUGAUGAACACCAAAGUGAUUAUAUUGAGGAUCUUAAGGAAUGGGUGGCUGUGGAAAGCGAUUCUAUUCAACCAGAUCUGAGGAAAGAAGUAAUACGAAUGAUGGCGCUGGCAGCUGACAGACUUGUGGCACUUGGAGCGACUGUUAAUUUAGUAAACUUGGGGUCACAUCAGCUGCCUGAUGGCCAGGACCUCCCACUGCCUCCUGUGAUUCUUGGGGAACUGGCAGAGGAUCCACAAAGCCCCACUGUAUGUUUCUAUGGUCAUGUGGAUGUGCAGCCUGCCAAGAAGGAAGAUGGCUGGAAAACUGACCCUUACACACUGACUGAAAUCGAUGGAAAUCUCUAUGGGCGUGGAGCAAUAGAUAAUAAAGGACCUGUCCUAGCUUGGAUAAAUGCAGUGGAAACAUUUAAAGCCUUGAAAUCAGCUAUGCCAGUGAACUUCAAGUUCGUAAUUGAAGGCAUGGAAGAAGCAGGGUCCUUGGGGCUAGAAAAGUUACUUCAAGAGGAGAAACAGUACUUUUUCUCUGAUGUUGAUUAUGUUGUGAUUUCGGACAGCCUUUGGCUCAGCAACAGGAAGCCUGCCCUUACAUGUGGGAGUCGGGGAAAUGCCUGCUUCUUUGUUGAGGUUGAAUGUGGCAGCAAGGACCUUCACUCUGGAACUUUUGGAGGCAUCAUUCAUGAGCCACUGAUGGACCUCAUAGCUCUGCUGGACAGCCUUGUGGAUCAUACAGGUCAUAUUCAGAUCCCUGGAAUCUAUGACAGUGUUGCUUCCCUGACAGAGGAAGAGAGGCAAUUAUAUGAAUCUAUUGAAUUUGAUCUGGAGGAGCAUAAAAACAAUAGUGGCGUGAAAAAAUUCCUCUAUGGCACCAAGGAAGAAAUACUUCUGCACCUGUGGCAUUACCCUUCUCUCUCUAUUCAUGGGAUUGAAGGAGCUUUUAAUGAACCAGGAAUUAAAACAGUCAUUCCAGCAAAAGUAAUUGGUAAAUUCUCAAUCCGUCAGGUCCCCCACAUGGACCUUUCAGUUGUGAAACAACAGGUGGUGGAGCACUUGGAGAGUGUCUUUUUCAAGAGAAAUAGUCCAAACAAACUGAAAGUGUCUAUGCCUUUAGGUGCAAAACCCUGGCUCGCUGAUGUUAAUGAUCCACUAUAUAAAGCAGCAAGAAAGGCAAUAAAAAUAGUUUUCGGAGAAGACCCAGAUUUUAUCCGGGAUGGUUCAACAGUUCCUGUUGCCAGAAUGUUUCAGACUAUAAUGCAGAAAAGUGUGAUAAUGCUUCCAAUCGGUGCAGCCAGUGAUGGGGAGCACUCCCAGAAUGAGAAAAUAAGCAGAUACAACUACAUUGAAGGAGCCAAAAUGUUUGCAGCCUUUUUCCUGGAGAUAUCAAAGCUCCAUCGGCACUUACAUGAAAAUUCCAAUACAGAGACUAACAACUGAUAGAAAGAAAAGAUCACAAGAAAAUCAGCAAAGCAUUUUAUUAUUCUUAAGCUUUCUAACUU